AUCACUGUUGAGGAUGCUGUGAUAGUCAUAAAAAAUAAUUAACUACCAAAGAAGUCCUGAAUUGAAAAAAAUACGGAACUAUAUAUAGUAUAUAAUAAUAAUUACACAUACAGUUUAACCUUUUAAAUUAAGAUUUUAUUGCCUAAACUUAGCAAGUAUAAUGUGCUCUUUAAGUGUAAGAAAUACAGAGUAGUUAAAAUAAAUUUAAAAAACCCGUCAUUUUCUUUGACCACGCAGUUGAUAUUUGAAACGUAGUUUAUGAAUCAGCCAAUUAAUUCUUCUGUGUAUAAUGUUAAAAAUAAUUAUAUAUGAAUUAAGUAAUUAUUUUAAAAACAAAAAAGUAUUUAUGAUAUUAAGUAUAUUAUUUUCUUUUAAAAUGGCUAAUGGAACUAUAUUUACUAAACAUACGGAUGCCAAAUUUUUUAAGAGGGUCCCCUCUAUAGGUUUUACCCAUCUUGAAUUUGCUAGGUAAAAACGUAUGUUGCUCAUGAAUCCAGAUAUAGGUUAGGAAGUAAAAUUCGUUCAAUAGGGUAUAGAAUGAGGGGCUAUAACUCUCCAAGAAAUAAGAAUUAACCUCAAAUUUGUUCAUCGCAAUUAUGUACAUUUUUUAUAUCGAAAAAAAUUAUGAGCUAUUUUUUUAAAUAACAUCUAUAUUUUUUCUUGAAAUUAACAUACAUAUAAAGACACAGAAUUAGUGUAGGACUUAAGAUUUGUAGAUUUUUUUUAUACAAAACAUCCUAAUUUUUGUUCCAAGCUGUUUACAGCUUUGGAGACUAUUUAAUAAAACAAAUUGACGUGCUAGGUAAAUUCUAAGCCCGGUCAGAAUUCAAUUAAAAACUUUUUUGAAUAAAUUUUAGAAAAUUAUUCAAAUGUAUAAAACACAUGUUUCUAAAUAAAAUACUACAUAUGGUAUGUUUUUUUAAACGAUUUUAUAGGCGACUUCAACAAUAACGACGUGCUAGAAUAAUUCUGAGACAAGAUGACGAUUGAGAAAAAAAUUUAUUUUAUUUUUAUACCAAGUUGAUUUAUUUUUUAUAAGCAUCGUUUUUUAACAUUCUCUCUUUUAUUUACAGUUUGAUAUUAUAUUUUGUUUAUUUUUCUUAAGUUUUUAGAUGACCCGAUUAAAUGUACUGCAGUUUAUGUAUAGUACCAUGCGGGCGAAACCAUUCUUAACCCGCGGGGGUCUUUGGUUAGAAAAUGUAAAUAGGGACCACAGCCCCUGGUGAUCAUUUCGCUCAUGCUACCCAUCUGGCCAACAAGCUAGUAUGUGGGCUUUAACUAGACAUCCUUUCAUAAAUGAACAAUAAACAUGCAUUAAUUAUUAAUAUUUGUAGCAGUUGAUCUUGAAUCCUUGCUUGAAGAUAUGCCAGCAAUAGGCAAAUGUGUGCUUCUUAUUGGAACUUAAUUAAAAAUAUAUAUUUAUAUACCAACUGAUUCAGUUGUUUAAAUACCUACGCAUCGAAUCUAAAAAUGAACGGGCAAGUAUUACGGGAGAACGGAAAGCGUCAAUUACAACAAAAGCGUGGUAGUUUUUCUUUUUGGGGAAACUUUGCAAUCGCUGUUUGAGAAAAAGCAACACUGCGAAUCAUUGAUUUUUCAAUCAUGCGUUUUCUCGCAACUUGUCUACUUCGCAGUUAUCAUAUUUUCCGUUCUGCUAUUUUCGUUUUCGUCAACUUCGUUAUAAAUAAUUAAAUUGCGUUUAAAAUACAACUUGUGGACUAUAAUUAUUUAGUUCUAAAAAUAAACUCGUGUAUUCAUACAUAAGAUAAAUAAUGCAAUAUAGUGAAUAAAAUUUAGUUUUUUUGUUUUAUAGUAAAUAACCACUGUAGUUAAAUAUACUAAAACAAAAUAUGGCAACUUUAGAAAGAGAAGAAUCGUCUUUGGAGUCGAUGCCUGUCGUAGGUUUAGAUUUCCAAGAGACUAUGAAUAAUUUUCGAAUAAUGUUCCCUACAUUGGACGAUGACGUGAUUGAAGCUGUUUUACGCUCCAACAAAGGAUGUGUCGACCCUACAAUUGACCAGCUAUUGACAAUGAGCAACGAUUGCCGAACAGAUUUUAAACCUAGCGGUUCAGUGUCAACCGAUGCAAAACCUCAACACGCAUUCAUUGAUCCAAUGUUGCCAGACGUUCUGCAUAAUCUGACGCAAAUUAAUGAACUUACAAAACGUUGGAAUCCUCCGCUGUUGGGACCUCUGCCGAAUGAUUUUCUCAGAUUGACGGUUAACGGCCACCCACAGCUUUCGGACAAUGAGUUAAACGAUGAGCAAAUCGCUAUUUUACUUCAAAAUGAAGAAUUUUUAAUACAAUUAAAAAGAAAUGAACAUUUUCUUACGACCUUAGAAAAAGACAGUCCUAUGGAAGAACAAACAUUUUUUGUGGCAAAUAAUGUGCAAAGCGAUGACGACGCUGCGUUUAAAGAAAGGUUAAAAAAUAUGGGGAAAGCUUCUAGAAAAAAGUUUAUACAAAUUGCUCGAGUAUUUACUGGGAAAAAGAAAAAGAGUUCAGCACGCAACAUACUAGGCCAAGGCGACAACCAUACUAAAGAUAAUUUAUUUUUACAAGAAGAAGAACAUUAACAAUUUGAGCUAAUUUUAUAAAUUGUGUUUAGUAGGAUUUUGUUCAGUUUUUUUUUUGCACUUAGUACCCCCAUCGAUUUAUUUAUAUCAGUUAAAAAGUAAGACAUAAGCAUUCGACUGAUUCGAAUGAACUAUAAAAAGUUGUAACGUUUAUAAAAUAGUUAUUUUAUCUUAUUCCGUAAAGUAUUUUUUUUUUUUUUUUUUAAAGAUGUAAUAAUUUAAUGUUUUUGGAUUGACUGAAUUUUUACAUCUUAGUUAAUCUUGACCUAAAGUAAAGUUUUAGACUUAAAGGUCUUAUUAAUGUCUAAAAUUUAGUUAACUUUAUUUUUUAAUAGAUUUGAAAAAAUGAAUGUAAAACUAAAUGCCAUAAAUUAAAUUUAUUAGAUUAAGGGCCAUCCUUACGUUUGUGUAAUAUAUUGU
Molecule: messenger RNA, 2996 nt
Organism: Adelges cooleyi (spruce gall adelgid)
Lineage: Eukaryota; Metazoa; Arthropoda; Insecta; Hemiptera; Adelgidae
Product: CUE domain-containing protein 1
Exons: 5
Coding region: 1851-2576 (241 amino acids)
Molecular function (GO): ubiquitin binding
Source: RefSeq, a predicted model, not a curated record